CUAAAUGAUUGUGGCUUAACAGACAAAAGCUGUCCAGCUCUGGCUUCAGUUCUUGGAUCAGAUACCAAUCUGAAAGAGCUGAACAUGAACAAUAAUAAUCUGCAGGAUUCAGGAGUGAAGCUACUCUGCACUGGCCUGGAGAAUAUAAACUGCAAAUUAGAGAUACUGAGUCUGAAUAACAACUGUAUCACAGAAGGAGGUUGUCAUGUUCUGGCUGCAGCUCUAAAUUCAAACCCUUCAAAUCUGACAGAGAUGGAUCUGAGUGAGAAUAAACUAGGAAACCCAGGAAUGAAGAUCAUCUCUACUCUAUUUGAAAAUGGACACUGUAGACUGGAAAAGCUGAAGUUAAACUACAUCAGUAUUACAGAUGAAGGUUGUGCUGCUCUGGCAUCAGCGUUUAAUUCAAACCUCAGAGAGCUGGAUCUGAGCAGGAAUCAAAUAGAAGACUCUGGAGUGACAGAAAUCUCCAGUCUGCUGAGAAAUUCACAGACACUACAAAUACUCAGACUUUCAGACUGCAGUAUCACUGAAGAAGGUUAUAAAGCUCUGUCUUCAGCUCUGAGAUCAAACCCUUCACACCUGAUAGAGCUGGAUCUCACAGGAAAUGAUCCUGGAGAAUCAGGAGUGAAGCUGCUCAGUGAUUUACUACAGGAUCCAAACUGUCAACUUAAGACUCUGAGGUGAGACCUGAUGAAAUAAUGCUGAAUAAAUGAUACACAUUUGAGUUAUUCAUAUUAUAUUUUUCUAAUAAUUUAACGGCCUCGAGUCAAUUAUUUAGCUUAUACUGUGGUUGCCACACCUAAAGACAUCAAUCAGAUGAUAGAUUUAAAGGGAUUCAUCUGGUUUUUGUACUUGAAUCACUGUUGUGAGUAGGAUUAUUUGUUCCGCAUCUCAUCCAAUGCCUCUUU
Messenger RNA from Carassius auratus (goldfish), 908 nucleotides. RefSeq names its product ribonuclease inhibitor-like. Lineage: Eukaryota; Metazoa; Chordata; Actinopteri; Cypriniformes; Cyprinidae. The transcript is spliced from 4 exons. Bases 85 to 684 code for a protein of 199 amino acids. Gene Ontology annotation, molecular function: protein binding. The record is from RefSeq and is a predicted model, not a curated record.